AUGCCCCGGGUCGCCUGGCUGCUGCCCGCCCUGCUGGUCGCUCUCCUGCCGGGCCCGAGCCGGGGCUACUUCCCGGAGGAGCGCUGGAGCCCCGAGUCCCCGCUCCUCGCUCCCCGGGUCGUCAUCGCGCUGCUGUGCCGCAACUCGGCGCACUCCCUGCCGCUGGUGCUCGGUGCCGUGGAGCGGCUCAACUACCCGAAGGACCGCAUCGCGCUGUGGGUGGCGACAGAUCACAACAUAGACAACACCACAGCCAUCCUGAGAGACUGGCUCAUCAAGGUGCAGAAUUACUAUCACUAUGUCGAGUGGAGACCUGAAGAUGAACCCAGUGCCUUUGAGGAUGAGCUGGGGCCUAAGCACUGGAAUAAUCUCCGUUAUGAACAUGUGAUGAAGCUCCGUCAGGCCGGGCUGGACAGCGCCCGCGAGAUCUGGGCCGACUACUUCCUGGUUGCUGACUGUGACAACCUGCUCACCAAUCAGGAUGUGUUGUGGAAACUGAUGAUGGAGAACAAGACCAUUGUGGCUCCCAUGUUGGAGUCCAGAGCUGCCUACUCCAACUUCUGGUGCGGCAUGACUUCCCAGGGUUACUACAAGCGUACCCCGGCCUACAUGCCGAUCCGUAAGCAGGAGCGUCGCGGCUGUUUCGAUGUGCCCAUGGUCCACUCUACCUUCCUGGUGGACCUCCGGAAAGAGGCCUCCCGUCAGCUGGCGUUUUACCCGCCGCACCCGGAGUACAGCUGGGCCCUGGAUGAUGUCAUCGUCUUUGCCUACUCAGCUCGCAUGGCGGAUGUGCAGAUGUAUGUGUGUAACAAAGAAACAUAUGGGUUCUUCCCGGUGCCGGUGCGCUCCCUUGCGACCCUGCAGGACGAGACGGAGAGCUUCUUGCACACGCAGCUCGAGGUCAUGGUGAAAAAUCCUCCACUGGAGCACUCCAGCUUCCUGUCUCUUCCUCCCAAGCAGCCUAACAAGAUGGGCUUUGAUGAGGUGUUCAUGAUAAAUCUGGUGCAGAGAUCUGACCGUCGUGAGCGCAUGCUAAGAACUCUGUACGAGCAGGAGCUCAGCUGUAAGGUUGUCGCUGCUGUGGAUGGCAAAGCUCUGAACUUGUCGGAGAUCGAGUCUAUGGGGAUUAAGAUGCUUCCAGGCUAUAAAGACCCUUAUCAUGGUCGACCUCUCACCAAGGGUGAACUGGGUUGUUUCCUGUCUCACUACAAGAUCUGGAAAGAGAUCGUGGACCGUGGCCUGCAGACUUCACUGGUCAUCGAGGACGACCUCCGCUUCGAGGUAUUCUUCAAACGUCGUCUCCAGACUCUCCUGGAGGAGGUGACAACGCACAAGCUGGACUGGGAUCUCAUUUACAUCGGACGCAAGCGCAUGCAGGUGGCCCAUUCGGAGAAGCCUGUACCCAACAUACACAAUCUGGUGGAGGCCGACUACUCCUACUGGACGCUCGGCUACCUGUUGUCACUACAAGGAGCUCAGAAGCUCCUCAUGGCCGAUCCUCUGACCAAGAUGCUCCCCGUCGAUGAGUUCCUCCCUGUCAUGUAUGACAAACAUCCAGUUUCAGAGUACAUGAAACCCUUUGAGAGUCGGGACCUGCACGCCUUUUCUGCCGAGCCUCUCCUGGUCUACCCGACCCACUACACUGGAGACCCUGGCUACAUCAGCGACACGGAAACCUCUGUGGUUUGGGACAACGAAACGGUCACAACUGACUGGGAUCGAGCCAGGUCGAGGAAAACUCAGGAGCAGGAGGAGCUGAGCUUCGAGGCCCAGAACUCUGACGUGCUGCAGUCAGAACUGGAGAACUGGAGCGCACGGGACGAGCUGUGA
This is a messenger RNA of Limanda limanda (common dab), 1830 nucleotides long. It is a transcript of the gene colgalt1b, whose product is annotated as collagen beta(1-O)galactosyltransferase 1b. Gene Ontology annotation, molecular function: procollagen galactosyltransferase activity. The transcript is spliced from 12 exons. NCBI's taxonomy places the organism in Eukaryota, Metazoa, Chordata, Actinopteri, Pleuronectiformes, Pleuronectidae. The record is from RefSeq and is a predicted model, not a curated record. The coding region runs from base 1 to 1830 and encodes 609 amino acids.